Molecule: messenger RNA, 5112 nt
Organism: Symbiodinium sp. CCMP2592
Lineage: Eukaryota; Dinophyceae; Suessiales; Symbiodiniaceae
Source: the annotation of a GenBank genome assembly
AUGAGGAGAGACGUUCGUGGCAGGCAAGGGUCAUGGGAGUUCUGGCAGCGACAAGCUGAGGGUCAAUGGCGUGGCACCUUGAACAAGAUAGUGGAAGCUGCUUUGGCCCAGCAGAGUCAUGCACACAUAGGCAUCGCCAACACCAACGAGAUUCAAAGGUCAAUGUAUUUUUAUACAUUGACAGCAGACAGCGCCCAUGUCCAGUUCCAAGACUGGCUGUUUGAGAGGCUGGUUCGCUAUGCGUUGACGCUCAUGAGGCUCAGCUUCGACGAGGAGGAGCUGCGGCACAGUGCCGUCUGCGAAAUUCUGCCGGGAGAGGACAAGGCUGUGGCAGCCGUGGAUCACGUCCUCAUGGAGCUGAGGCUGCCGAAAGAGGCUCUCGCCGAUGGGGACGGUGACGAUGAAGCCUACGAGAUCUUCAAGCUGGACCCACCUUUGCACCUCGAGGGUUCAGCGGUGACCCCGAGCUCCAAGCGCACGUCGAUGCACCACGGGAAGAAGCAGGUUCUUCACUUCUUCGGACCCGGUGGCCGCCAACUCCAGGUGCAUCUCCAGAAGGAGGAAGGCCUUACCCUCGAAAGGACCUGGCAACAGGAGAUGCAUUUGCGGAACUGGGCUGGGCAUACCUACCACAUCACCCUCUUUGUCAGCCACUGGCUCGUGAACCGAACUGGCUGCACGCUGCUCAUUCCCCGGCCAUCCACACUUCCAGCCAUCCUCAGGCCCUCCAUGCAGCUCAAUGCGCGCUCCGCUUCUGCCGGGCUGGAGGACCCGCAGAUGUCCAUCUCUGGACAUGCCCUUCGACCACUGUCGCAGCACGUGAUCCAGGAGGGGACUUUCGACAUCGGCGUCGCCGAGGUGGACCUUGACGAGCCGGAUAACACCAGCUGCCCACAACUGAGGAGGCGUAGCGUCUUCCGCACGCGAGAGACGAACAAGCUGCGGCGAACAGCCGUCGUCCUGGCAGAGCGACCAAGUAAGGUCAGCGUGCUUCCUCUGCUCCAAGCCGGCAGCAGAGCCUUCUGCUUGGGCUACUGCAUCAGGCAGGCUCCGUUCCCCUUUUAUCGGACACUCUUGGUGGAGGUCACCCGGCGCUACACUUUCAUCAACCACACGCAGAGGACUCUCUUCGUCUUCGACGGCAGCAAGACUUUGGAGCUUCCGAAAGACGAGCCCAAAGCCUACGAGCCCUCGCAUCCGGGUCCUGCGGAAAGUUUCUGCUUUGACAUCAGCGGCACCAACGCCCUGAGCUUCUCCGCUGGCUUUCGUCUCACGCAGCUCUUGGACUUUGAGGAGGGGAGCGGAAUCGUGCUGCGCAGCGCGAAGAUCCAGCUCAUGUACAAAGUUAUCGAGGACGACACGAGCAACCUCGUUUCAGCACCUGUCUCUCAGACGCAGAGCGGCGAAUCAAAGCCUGAAGUGAGGCAAUGGGCCAUCGCCACCGUGGAAGCGCUAGAAGACUCCGGCGCCCUGGUCCUGCGCUUCUCCGAUCCGACGAAACCGCUGUUUCGCAUGGUGAACCGCACCAGCCACACCCUCUUCUUCCAGCAGGAUUGCACUGAUGCGCCGCGCUUCAAGCUGCAGCCAGAGGCGAGCAUGCCCUUUGCCUGGUUCUCCCCGUGCGUUGCUGGCAAAGUGAGCAAGGCUCCCGAAGUGGAGGCAAAGACAGCGCAUCCAUAUCUUUACCUGGGCGCCACGGCCAAUGAGGAAGACGAGGAGCAUUUUGCAUCCAAAGCUGCGCUUGAACGAUACGACAUCGCACAGGUGCGCGAGCAUCACAACUUGGUUUGCGGUGGCCGUCGACGCGCAAGAAAGUCCGGCACAAAGGACCGCUACAAGGUUCGAACGACGGUCCAUCACGGCAGUCUGGAAGUUCACGUGCAUCCCUGGCUCAGGGUGAGCAACGACACAGAGUGGAAGAUCACCGUUCGGGUUCGUUGCAAAGCUCUCUCGGAAGACUGCAAAGCCGUCGAAGCCGGCGAGUGCGUCGACCUGUGGCCACCUGUUCCAUCCGGCAUGAUGCACGACAUCUACUUCCAGAUGCGCCGAGAAGCACCAGCCGACGGCAAAGUGUUCGCGUGGUCGCAGCCGCUCACUCUCACCGAAAGCAUGAACGGCUAUCGCGGCUUCUUCCGCCAAAGAUCUGAAGGCACCACGGACACGGUGGAAGUCGCAGCGGCCCGUGAUGAGGUCAGUGGAUUCCUCCGACUACGGCUGUCGAGCUGCAAUCAGGAGCCCUACCUGAUCGACAACCAGUCCACGCACAAGUGCACCUUAGCACCUCAGAGCGCCACCGGCUGGACGAUGCACUUGAAGCCGGAGGAUGGUCCGUACCCUUUCUUGUCGCACCUGUGGGGCAACGACACUGUGGUGCUGCUCACAACAGUUACAGGAAAAGGCCGACACGAGCAACAGGAGACCUUCGAGAUCGAUUUGGCGAAAGCCUGGACGCAUACCUGCGGGCCACUUCGAGUUGAGGUUGGGCAGGCCAAGCAGAAUUCCAAGCUGGUGGUGAUUCGUGAAGGUAGGCCUGCCAUGCAUCGCGCCUCUCGCCGGUCGCGGAGAGAGUCAGGCGUGCUGCAGACUCUGAAGCGCAUGAGCACGGUCCUGCAUGCGGCGGAGCAACGGCGAGGGCAGACGGUCGUGGAGCUGGGUGUUCGCAAAGUGGUGUCCAUGGCGACCGGCCAAGCCUCGCAGUCUUUGAACCCACGGAGUCCGGCGGCAGAUUCUGCAUCGCUCUCCUUCGGGCAGCUUCAGGAUGUGAACCACCCCGAGACGAAUCGCUUCUUCAGCAUGCACGGCAGGAGCAAUACUUCAACUUCCAAUGGUGCGAGGGACGGGAGUAGAUGGGGCACGUGGAUGCAACUCACACAUACACUGACGUCCAUGACGUCCUACAAGAGGCCGACGACGCGGACGGUAGGCCAUCGCUGGCGAUUGAGACCUGCCUGCUGUGGCAGGAAAGUCGAGAAGCGACGUCAGCGGAAGGCAGUCAGAGGCCGGCAAGGACGCAAUGCAGAGGGCAAAGGCGAGCACGUUGUCGACUUGGAAUGGUCCUUGGAUCUUUCCUUGGAGGGCUUGGGCGUUGCCAUGCUGGAGAUUCGCUUGGACUCGGGAGAGUCACAUGAGGUGGGCUACGGCUGCUUGAGGAAGCUGAGGGUCAAAGUGCUCCAGCAUGCCGCGAAGACGGACGUCGAGGGCCGCGCCGGAGCGCUUUCGGCGGAGAUGCAGCUCAGCUCCGCGCAGCUAGACGUGGGGCACGGACAGCGCAAGUUCAUGCAAGGCAAAGACUUUCACGCGAUCUUGCGCCCUUUUUCUGGUCCUCUCCAGAUCCUCUCAGACGAGACGGGCGAGCCGCCGCCGCUGAUCCAUUUCGAAGCGAUGUUGAAGUUCGUGAAUGAGAAUCACGACGGCGAACAGGAGGGAAUCAGCAAGUGCCGCGAGGGGUCGACGCACUACGAGGUUCGGAAGCUGGAGCUCAGAGCGCAGCCGGUGGGGCUCCAAAUAGAGACGGCGCUCCUGGCGGAGGUGGUGGUUUGGGUGCUGGAGCUGUGCAGUGCUUUCAAGUCCCAGAAGCUUCGCGCGGAGAGCGUCGCAGAGCAACUGGCGCAGUCUCUCGAUGCGGAGGAGUUCGAGUGUUUCAGGGAGGACACUGCGCUGGUGGACCUUUUGUACCGUGAGCCACGGUGUGUCCGGGAUCCGACCGCCGAGCAUUUCCGGGAUCUGACCCCCUUGAUGAUUCGAGAGCUGACGCUGAGACGGAUAUGCUGCGUCCUCUCCCUGAGCUUUACAGGCACGGGCUCAUGGAAUGCAGAGAUGAAGGAGCAACUUCAGGCCCUUGAGAUGCUGCUUCGACUGACACUGCCGCUGGACGUCCACCAGGCGCGGCUCAUGCUUGGGAAGAUCCACUUCGGCUGGCGAGGGCCAGCGGUUCGCGAUCUCUCAGUUCGAGAACGUUUCCUCGCCAGUGGCACGGAGGAGUUAUCUGCUACUUUGGUUCAUGAGCUGAGCCGGACGGUUCUGCAACAGGUGCCAAAGCUCUUUGCGAGCCAACUGCUCUUGGGCAAUCCACUUCAGCUGGGGGAGGAGCUUCUACGCGCGAUGGAGCUGGCAGCACAUGGCUUCGCAAGAUUUCAGCCACAGGCGGUUCUGGCGGCGUUCCUACUUGCCUUGGCGGCCCUUACAGCGUCAGUUCGCGGGAUGUUCCUGAUCAUGGCGAAGGAAGCUUGCCGUCUUUCGACUGGCCAGGUUCCUGACAAGCUGCUUCGUGAGCCUGCGCGUGCGCGGGAAGCAGUUGGACAGGCCUUUUACUACGGCUUGCCCUGGCACUGCAUGGUCUUGGGCCGCCGCUUGCGACAUCGAUGGCGGAAGAGCCGCAAGGUGAAGCGGCGAUAUCGCUGGCUUCGCGGCUCCGAGGGCUAUCGGAGCCUCUGCCAAGCGCUGAUGUGGAGCCUUUUGGCACCCGUCUCGGCGCUUUUGGUGACGGUGGCGAAGCUCCUGCAGGCCUUGGAGCUAAUCAUUCGCCGGUCGGCGCGAUGGGCGAGUCCACGGCAUGUCACUGCCAUCGGACCACCUCUGCCUGGUAGGAAAGGCUCCCAGCAGUUCUUGGCGGGCUGUCCCCUCCAGUUCUCUCGUGAGGCGUCUCCAGCCCUCAUGGCUCUGAGAGCGGAGACCCUCCAGCAAGUCACAUGCUCAGAAUGGGAGCUGCGCGUGCUGCCCAGAAGGAGCCUUGCCGGGACCCUCACCCACUUGGAGGAGACGGCUGCAAAGAAGAGGCGUUCCAGCACAGUGAGCCUGGAAGGUGUGAUGCAGGAGUACCUCGACCUAGAUGCAGAGAAUGUUCAUGGCUGGCUGUUGCUCCUCCGUGACACGGCCGAGCUGGUUCUGCUCCAGCCACCACGACAGAAUCUGGGCAUCCGCGUCGAACUCCUGGAGCCCCUUCCAGAGGAAACAUUUCGGAUGCAGGGGCCAUUCGCCAAGGUGGAGCUCACCGAGCAGAAUGUCCUACAGUGCUACCCGAAGGAGCCCGCUGCCACUCCCAUAGAGCUCCAAAUGCCGUGCCUUGAGGCGGGCGUCGCCGCCUUCGGCUUGGCCAGUGAGAACGUAAGCUGA